UAUUGGCCAGUUAAGCGAGUAUAGCCAAUAACAAUAGCUUUAGCAGUUUUCACAAAGACUUCCUACUUCCUAAAAACAUUAGUUGUGUAUAAUUAGUUAUCGUGAAACUUAUUUUUCGAAGAUUAUCGCGAAGAAAAUUAGUCGGUUAUCAAUCUUUUCAGAUGAUGUUAAUGAAGGUUUGUUGUUAGUGUGAAUGCUGUCUGUCUGAACUUGAGUGACUUCCUACUGAACUUUCUUCACGGAAGGUUUGAAAUAAUUGUAAUGGAUGCUGAAGUAAAGAUGCCUUUGUACGUCAAAAGAAAAGUAGUUAAUUUUAAUGAAUUUAGCUAUUCUUACUUUUAAAGGAGUUUUCUAAAGAAUGAAGAUUUGGCAUGUAUCAUGAUGAUAACAGUGAUAUGGCCUGUAAGGUCCCCUAUUAUUAUAGUGAAUUAAAAAAAGGUGCUGCUGUUGAGACAGAAAAAAAUAAUUUGAAUAAAGUUGAAAAUCCUUAUGAGAAAGGACGUGGUUUUGAUAAUCCAUUGUUGGCUAUUGAACCAGAUGUAAGUACUUGUGAUAUUCCUGAAAAGGUUACAACUUUUCAGAAAAAAAAGAAGAAGAAGAAGACAUUUGCAACUCCAGUUUAUCGGCGAUCUAAUUCAUUAAUCACAAAUGGUCUUCGCAUGUCUCCACGAACAAACUAUGCUCGAAAAGAAGUUGUUUCGGCUGGAGAAGGGACUGCAAAUAUUGUACAAAAAGAUAGUGAGCAAUGUCAUAAAAGACGGAGCUCAGAACCAAAUAUAUAUGAAGAAAUACCUGAGCAAUCACAUGAAGAUUCUUCUUGUUAUUCAGGAAGUGUAAAGGGUUUUGCUGGAAUGCCUCGAUGGCCACAAACAGCACGAUCGCGAGACUGUGAUCGUUCAUCAGCUUAUUCAUCCAAAGUGGUCUUGGAUGAGGUUGAAAAAGUGCAACAAAGACAUGCACAAAUAUUGGAGAACCUGAAUUUAGAUGUUGAAGCUAUGUUAAUGCCUGAAGAUUCUGUUUGCUCGGAAGAUUUAUGCGCGGAAACAUGUAAACCAACAGAGCAUGCAGCUACAUUAGAAGCAAAAGCAUCCCAUGUGCUUAGUCCAGGAACUCCUCCUUUAUAUUUCGCUUCAUCUCGGUGGCAAGGUGGUGCUGGAACCUUACCUAAACCAGCAACUGCUAGUCUUGGACGGCGUGUAAUGAAUGAAUACAUACUGCAACAAUCUGAUUUUUGUCCAGGUGGCUCUAAAACUACUGGAGCCCAUAGCCAAAGAGCAGUCCAGCGAUCGAAUGAAUCAGCGUCUGCCGGGAAACCAAAUGAAGAACCAUUAUACAUGCUUUAUGAUGACACCCAUAGGCAACAGUGUUCUUCACGAGGUUUACAAACUCCAGAAGACAACAUUUACGAAGAAGUUGACCUACACCAAAUAAAUCAGACAGAUGAAGAUUUUGGAGAUACUGUUAGUUUUAUAGAUUCCGAAGCUGGUAUUGAUCAGUCUGCUAGCUCUGCUAGUGAAGAAGUUGAAGAAGAAACUGGUGCUGCUAAACUUGCUGCUCGGUUUAUUGGCAAAAAGAAAAAAAGUGCUAAGAAAGGAAGAGAGAAUGAGGGCAUUACUGGUGGCUUCACAAGAUGGUUUUCUACAAGGAAAAAGGAAUAUGAAUUAGAGAAAUGUGUCAGUAAAAUUAACAGGCAUUCUCAAGAUGAAGAUGGCUACGUUGAUGUGAAAAUACCAAAGAAACAGCGUCCACCUUUAUCACUACCUCCAAUGCCACCUGGUCUAACCCCAGAAAAAAUGAAAAGGAGAUAUAUUAUUGGAAGCAUUGUUGACAGUGAAAAUUCAUAUGUUAAUUCUUUGCAAAGGCUAAUAAGAGACUACAAGCAUCCUUUGGAAGAUUCUGCCCCUCCAAUUGUUAGUGCCAACAAGAUAAGUAUAAUGUUUCAUCGUGUUGAACAAAUUUUGCAGUGUCAUAAUAUUUUUGGAAUUGCUCUUAUCCAGUGUGUGCGCCAGUGGGACCAGGAAGAAAAGAUUGGAGAUGUGUUUGUUGCAUCUUUUUCCAAGGCUAUGGUAUCUGACAUAUAUAGUGAUUUCAUAAACAAUUUUUCCUUGGCGAUGGAGACGGCAAAGCAAGCAUCAAAAAAUAAAUCUGCAUUUGCCGAUUUUCUGAAGAUGAAGCAGAUUAACAGUCCAGAUAGACUCUCAUUUUUCGGUCUUAUGGUUAAACCUGUUCAACGAUUUCCUCAAUUUAUCCUAAUGCUUCAGGAUUUGUUGAAAGAAACGCCUCCAGGUCAUCAUGAUCGGAUGUCUUUACAAAUGGCAUUAACACAGUUAGAAUCUUUGGCUGAAACCUUGAAUGAAAGAAAGCGAGAAGCUGAGCAGCAUCAUGCUGUAAGAGAGGUGUUGAAACAUCUUGGCAAAUUUUCUUUUAAAUCGUCAGCCGAUAGGGAUCAUUUCUUGUUGAGACAAGAUGAUGUGAUUCAGCUUCAGCUGGAUCAGAAUGGACUUGUUAUAAAGUCCAAAGAAAGAAGACUUUUCCUUCUCAAUGAUCUCUUAGUGUCAGUGGCUGUUAUUCCCCGGAGUAAUGAUGGGAUUUUAAAUGGAGAAAGGCUGAAUUUAAAAUGGGCUGUCCCUUUGCAAGAUGUUGAAGUUCAUGAUGAUGUAGCGUUGUCUACAAAAAAUUUAAUUUCCUCCAGCCGAAACAAAACUUUUGGAAGUCGCAGUUUAGAACGUAAUUCAGAUACCUCUAAUGAUAAGACAUUGUAUGAUGAACUGCGAGAUUUAGUGCAUGAUAAAGAUAUUAUCAGUCGUAUUGAAGCUUUAGUUUGCUCUCUGAGAGGUUCUUAUCCGAGUUUAAGCACUGAUGUUCUCCAAAGUAUAUCAACCUCAAUCCAAGAAUCAGUUCGACAAAAAUGUGAAGAAAUCAGUCUAUUGGAUAGUUGCUGUUUGCAGUUAGCGGUACCUGUUCGAUCCAGGUCCAACAAAGAAACUAUAUGCUUCCAAAUGUCAAGCCCAUCUGUGAAACGUGAUUGGACUACUGAUUUAAGGCUUGCAAAACUUGCUCUAGAUCCAAAUAAUACUCCUGCCUGGGAUAUACCUGAACAAGAAAAGCGCCCUAGUAGCAAAAUGCCGCUUUUUGUUAAAACUUUUCCAGUAUUUCAAGCUUCUUGUUCCUCUGAAGUCAGAUGUGGAUGUCAUUAUAUUGUCAAUAGCUGCUCAGUUCCUCAACAGUAUCUGUGGUUGUGCUCUACUGAUGGUGUUAAUAGCCAUCUAGUUGUUAUGGCUGUGCAUUUGACACAUCUGCGUCAAGUAGCUGAAUACCACCUUAGUGAAACCAAAAUUAUUGCUAUUGAAGCUGUUCCUGGAAUGCAGAUUGAUAAGAGUUGUUCAGAUGCAGAAAGUUCUAGCAACUCUGUAUUGACAGUAGAAACAGUAUGGAUGGGAACUGAAAAUAGAAAGGUGCUUAUUUUGGAAGGUUCCUGUCCAGAAAAAUGGGAGGAAAUUGGAAAUACAGUCGUUCCUGCCUCUAUACUUCAAAUGAAAUAUCACUUUGAUCAAGUUUAUGUAGCUUUGACCAAUGGUACAGUCAUUAUUUUCCAUAGAAAUGGAGAUGGCCAGUGGCAGUUACAGGAUCCCACAAUAGUGACAUUAGAUCAGGAACCUGUAACUUGUUUGUUACCAUUGGGCUUGACUGUGUAUUGUGCAUCUGGUUCAAAGAUAUGGGUUGUUGACUCAAUUACAGCAGAAGUGCAGCGAAGUUAUUCCAUACAACAUGAUAAUGAAGGUCAGGCAUAUCUCUUGGCACAUUCUGGAACGGGACUAUGGAUUGCUUUAAAAAAUUCCUCCACUAUAUGCUUAUAUCACACUGAAACAUUUCGUCAUCUUCAAGACAUCAAUAUUGCAGCAAAUGUGAAUAGAAUUUUAGCAGGUAAAGAUAAAGAUAAAUCACCUCACACUAUCUAUGUUACUUCACUUGUUGCCUGUAAAGGUCUUCUGUGGGUUGGAACAAAUGUUGGAAUAUUAUUGACAGUUCCUCUUCCUCGCUUAGAAGGUGUACCUAUUAUAACUGGACGAGUUAGUUUAGCAUAUCAUGCUCAUCAGGGGCCUGUGCAAUUAUUGUUAAGUCUACAACCAAAAGCCCUGUCUCUUCCUGUAUUGUCUUCUCCUGUUACUAGAAGACCUGCAAGUGCUGAUGGUGAUGAUGAGUCUUUAGUUUCUCCAAGAUCAAGAGUUAUGAAGCAAAUUUCUGAUUCUGUCUUGCCAUCAUCAAUAUCAAACAAGAAAUUAACACCUGGUCCAAAGUCAAAUCUUAGUGAUAUUCAUGCAUCUGGUGCAAAGACUUUACCACGAGGCAUGUCUUUAUGUCCACACAUUUCUUCACAAGGAAACAUAGAAGAAUCUAAUGAUGUUUAUGGUCUUUAUGCUGAUUUAAUGAAUGUUCAAGAUUAUGAAAAAGACAGCCAAGAAAAAUUAUAUGAGCGGCUUAAUCAUAGUGAUCCUGAGCUAGUUCAUUUUCACCUCAAUACUUUAGAUAGAAAGGUGCAACAAAAGUCAGGCCGUCCAAGAUCGUGGGAUUUGUCCACCAUGGCAGUAUCAGAGGAUUCAGAUUCUUCCGCAGCUUAUGAUACUGCUUCCACGGCUACAUCUACUGCUACAACGGAAAUAAGUAUGCCUUCACCAGAAUCUACGUGUGAUGAAGUUCAUUCUCCUGUAAAAAAAAUUAGUGAUGAAUCUCGAAGCUUACCCACUCAUGUUACAUUAGGUAGAACAGUUUAUAAAUCAACACCAAAGGCUGUUACUGAUUCUACUCAAAAAACUGUUUUGAUGUUAACUGGUGGUUGUGGUUACACUAAUUGGCGUAAAGUGGAGAAGGAUCAUGAUUCUAAAUUAUCCCUUGAUGCACAUGUUAUGAUUUGGGAAGUAAAGCUGUAAAUAACUUCUUUUAAGGGUUUUUCUUUAUAUGUGGAAAAACAAUGUCAUAUGAAAAUGAAACAAUAAUCAGACACAUCUUAUUGAAUCACAUGUAGUCUCGUUUUCAUUUUCAUUGAGGUAUAGAGAAAUUUUUUUUUCAAAUGUUAAAAGUUUUCAAGUAAUGUAUUUAAAAAGUAUAGAUGUACCUUUAUGAUCAGAAGGUUCAUCUGUUGUUACUUUGUAUUUCAAAAAUGCAUGUUAUUGAAAU
This is a messenger RNA of Argiope bruennichi, 5175 nucleotides long. RefSeq names its product rho guanine nucleotide exchange factor 10-like protein. The record is from RefSeq and is a predicted model, not a curated record. Lineage: Eukaryota; Metazoa; Arthropoda; Arachnida; Araneae; Araneidae. Gene Ontology annotation, biological process: actin cytoskeleton organization; positive regulation of stress fiber assembly. The transcript is spliced from 24 exons. Gene Ontology annotation, molecular function: guanyl-nucleotide exchange factor activity. The coding region runs from base 372 to 4928 and encodes 1518 amino acids.